This is a messenger RNA of Vidua macroura (Pin-tailed whydah), 2259 nucleotides long. RefSeq names its product Fc gamma receptor IIa (gene FCGR2A). Gene Ontology annotation, molecular function: transmembrane signaling receptor activity. The transcript has 7 exons. Lineage: Eukaryota; Metazoa; Chordata; Aves; Passeriformes; Viduidae. Gene Ontology annotation, biological process: cell surface receptor signaling pathway. The record is from RefSeq and is a predicted model, not a curated record. The coding region runs from base 289 to 1383 and encodes 364 amino acids.
UCCUGGGACCCCAUGUCCCACCGUGUGCCACCCAGCCCUGUCCCCAUCCGGUCCCCACCCUGCCCACAGCCUGUGGCCACCCUGCCCCCACCAAGGGCCACCUACGCGUGGGGACGAGUCGUGACCUCGCUUCCUUCCCCUUCAUCCGAAGAGCCGCCAGCCAGGGGAGCGGUGGCCACAGCAGCCAGUGACAGCCAGUCCACAUGGCUGGGGACAGCGGGAUGGCCGGGAAGGUGACGCUGCUCCUGUGGGCCCAGACCCUCGGCCUCGCUGGUGAGUCCUCGGGGGAUGCCGGGUCCCCACCCCGCUGUCCCCAGCCCCGCGCUGGCCCUGCCAGGCUGGUGUCCCCUGUCACCCGCAGGUGCCCAGACCCUCCAGCUCCUCGUGGAUCCCCCCUGGAGGCCGGCGGUGCUGUGGGACGAGGUGACACUGACCUGCCAGGGCUCGGGGACCGCCCGUGCCACCGCCUGGUACAAGGACGGGUGGCGCUGGGAGCCGAGGGGACACAACCGCCUCACUGUCACCGAGAGUGGCACCUACCAGUGUGCCAGACCCGGCAGUGGGCGCAGCCCCCCCGUGACUGUCUCAGACGACUGGCUGGUGCUGCAGGUGCCGGCGCGGGCGCUGCUGGAGGGGGACACGGUGACACUGCGCUGCCGGGGCCGGCAGGACAACAAGGUCACCGGGGUGUCCUUCUACCACGAGGGGCAGGAACUGGGGCGGCUCCCCGAUGGGACCGAGCUGUCCCUGUCGCCUCUGGAGCUGCACCACAGCGGCCGCUACCGCUGCAAGGGCCGAGUGGAAUGGUGGGGGUGGAAGGAGUCAGCGCCGGUGACAGUGACAGUGCAGGUGCCCGUGGCCAAUGCCACCAUCACCCCCGCUCCCCCGGCACACCAGGUGUGCCCAGGUGACCCCGUGACCCUGCGCUGCUCAGUGCAGGUGGGCUCAGCCCCUGUCACCUUCACCUGGCUGCACAACGGGCAGGAGGUGGCCCGGGGUCCCCUCCUGGAGCUUGGGAACGUCAAUGUGGCACAUUUGGGCACCUACCAGUGCGUGGCCACCAACCAGCUGGGACAGGACGAGCACCGGGCACUCAGCCCAGAGCUGGCCCUGGAGGUGACACCUGACUCACCCUGGCUCACAGCAGUGGCUGUGAAUGUCGGCAGGACCCUCCUGUUCCUGCUCCUGCUCCUGGCUGUCGUUAUGGGCUGUCACUGGUGGCACCAGCGGCGUGGCUGCCAGGAAGCCCCAGGACAGCUCCCCACAACCGGUGUCACUCUCAGAGCCCCCAAGGGUGUCCCCCCGCCCUGCCCCACCUCGGGAUCCACGAGUGACCAACGCGGAGCUGUCGGGACCCUACGAGUGACAGCGGGACCCCCGUGACUACGAGGACAUGCUGUGACACUGGGGGCACUGGGGGUCCCUGCCCAAUGGCACCCGCCGUGUGUCCCCCCUGCCAAGGCUCCCAUGGGUGCCCACCGUGCCCGAGCAGUGGCCACGAGUGGGGGCUCCCAUGUGGGGCUGCCCAGAGCUCCCCAUUCCAGUGCUCCCAGUACCUCCAGCGCCUCCCCAUUCCCUCCCCCAGUGCCAGGGGGCACAGGACCCUUGUCCCUCGACCCAAAACGCAGCUUUUUGAUGAAACCAGGAGAAAUGGUCUUUGUUUGUUCAGCUCUGCCGGGUCAGCUCGGGGAGGAGCAGGGUCCCGGUCAGGUUGUCGCGUAGAUCAUUCUGGGAUUUGCAGGAUUUUUGGGGCUCCCUCCGUCCCUUGGGGACAGCGACAAAAUGAUCAGUUGGGGCAUUUCCGGACUGAUUCCCUCGCAGAGGGGAAGGAGCUGCCGCUCCCUGUUUGUCCCCUCUCGGUGACACCGGCCCGGGGCUCGGGGACCUGCGGCGGUGCCGCCCCGUCACCACGGACACCGAUCCCGCGGCUGGAGCCCGGCAGCAGCACCGGGAGCGCCCCGAGAGCCCCGGGACGGAGCCGGGGGUGUCCCUAAACGCCGCCCCAAAGCUCGCCCCAUCCCCGGCCCAGCCCUGCCCGCUGCCCCCGGUGCCCAAAGCCCCGCACCCGGCGCUCCCCGAGCUGCGCCUGAGCCCCGGAGCUGCUGCGGAGCCUCGGCCGGGCCCGGGCCUGGGGCGGGCGGGGGCGCCGGGAGGUGCCGGGAGGGCGGAGGGGAGCGGGGACCCCGGGGAGGAGCCCCCGGCACCGCGGGAGCGGAGUCCUGGCCUCGGGUCGCUGUCGCGGGUCGCGGCCGCCGUCGC